This is a messenger RNA of Trematomus bernacchii (emerald rockcod), 4792 nucleotides long. Its product is annotated as protein diaphanous homolog 3-like. The transcript is spliced from 28 exons. Gene Ontology annotation, cellular component: actin filament; cytoplasm. Gene Ontology annotation, molecular function: microtubule binding; small GTPase binding; actin binding. Gene Ontology annotation, biological process: actin cytoskeleton organization; actin filament polymerization. NCBI's taxonomy places the organism in Eukaryota, Metazoa, Chordata, Actinopteri, Perciformes, Nototheniidae. The coding region runs from base 1 to 3639 and encodes 1212 amino acids. The record is from RefSeq and is a predicted model, not a curated record.
AUGGAUAGUUAUAAUCAGCGGUUUGAACCCACUUCCGGACGAGACAGUAAACCUCACAAGAAGAAAGGCUCUUCCAACCUCAACACAUUAAACGAUGAUGGAGACCGCAAACCAAAGUUUCACUUACCCUUUAGAAACAUCACAGAUGAUGUGCUGGACAGAUUCGCCAGUAUUCGGAUCCCAGGGAGUAAAAAGGAGCGGCCACCGUUAUCUCACCCUAAACCAAAUGCCAAUGAUUGGUCCACUGCUUCAUCAUCCACCUCACAUCAGUUUGAGGAUCUCUCAUCAAAGAUCACCUCAGAAAAGGAGAUCUUGGCUCUGUUUGAAAAAAUGAUGGAGGACAUGAACUUGAAUGAGGAAAAAAAGACCCCUUUGAGAGACAAGGACCUCAGCACCAAGAGGGAAAUGGUCAUCCAGUAUGUUUUUACUGCCUCCAAAACUGGUAGCUUGAGAAGCAGUCAUCAGAUAUCUCCCCAGGAGUUUCUGGGAGAGCUGAAGUCUGGGGUGAUGGACGAACGCCUGUUUGCCUGUCUCGACUCACUGAGAGUGUCCCUCAACAGCAACCCUGUCAGUUGGGUGCAGAGCUUUGGACAUGAGGGUCUUGGACUGCUGCUGGACAUUUUGGAAAGGUUGCUGUUCAAGAAACAGCAAGAGAAACUUGACAAAAAGAAUCAACAUAAAGUUGUCCAGUGUCUCAAAGCCGUCAUGAACAAUAAGUAUGGCCUGGAUCGAAUCCUGGGGGAAGAGAAGAGUCUUGCGUUAUUGGCGAGAGCCAUUGAUCCCACCCAGUCUGCCAUGAUGACUGACGUGGUGAAGCUGCUGUCAGCCAUCUGCAUUGUGGGCGAAGAGAACACUUUGGAAAAGGUCCUUGAAGCCAUCACCACAGCAGGAGAAUGGCGAGGCAUCGAGAGGUUCAGUCCCAUUGUGAAGGGACUCCGAGAUCGCUCGGUUCAAUUACAAGUGGCAUGCAUGCAGCUCAUCAACGCACUAGUAACGUCCCCUGAUGAGCUGGACCUCAGGCUGCACAUCAGAAAUGAAUUUAUGCGCUGUGGCCUGAAAGAGAUAUUGCCGCAUCUGACAACCAUAAGGAAUGAGGCCCUUGACAUUCAGCUGAAGGUAUUUGAGGAGCACAAAGAAGAGGACAUGAUGGAGUUCUCCCAUCGGCUGGAAGACAUCAAGUGCGAGUUGGAUGAUGUGGGUGAUGUGUUCAGCAUUGUGCAGAGCAUGGUGAAGGACAGCAACGCAGAGCCCUAUUUUCUAUCUAUACUGCAGCACCUGAUGCUUAUUCGCAACGACUACUUGGUCAGGCCCCAGUACUUUAAGAUCAUUGAGGAGUGUGUGUCUCAGGUUGUGCUCCACCGCAGUGGCACUGACCCCGACUUUGGUUACCGCAAGCGCCUCGAUGUGGACUUCAGUCACCUCUUAGAUGUGUGUGUAGAUAAAGCUCGAUCUGAUGAGUACGAACAAAGAGCUUCAGAACUGGCACAGAAGUUUGACGAGGAGUUUCUAAACAGACAGGAGUCACAAGCUCAGCUGGUUCAGUGUAAUGAUAAAAUAGCUGAACUCCAAGCGGAGCUGCUGGCCUUCCGCUCUCAGUUUGGGGCUGUACCGGUGGGUCUGUCCCCCCCCCAUGUUGGACAAGCAUCAUCUUCCUCAGCCCUUCAGUCUGGGGCUCCGUCGCCUGCUCCAGCAUCUGGGGCACCACCUCCCCCUCCGCCGCCUCCUCCGCCUCCUUUACCUGGAUGCCCUCCCCCACCUCCCCCACCUGGAAUGCCUCCUCCAUUUGGUGCCCCCCCUCCACCCCCUCUAGGGUUUGGGGGUGGUCUAGGCUCCCCCACUCACCGUGCGCUGCCUUAUGGCCUCAGGCCCAAGAAGGAUUUCAAGCCUGAGACCUCCAUGAAGCGCCUCAACUGGUCUAAGAUUCGUCCCCAGGAAAUGUCAGAGAGCUGUUUCUGGGUGCGGGCUGAUGAAAACCAAUUUGCGAAACCAGAAUUACUUCGCAGAGUUGCUCUCACUUUUGGUUCACAAAGAACAGCCAAAAAAGAAGAGGAGGAUCUGGAGGAUAAGAAAUCUAUAAAGAAGAGAAUUAAAGAGCUCAAGGUGCUCGAUGCUAAGAUUGCACAAAAUCUAUCCAUCUUCCUGGGUUCCUUCCGUAUGCCUUAUCAGGAAAUUUGUCGGAUGAUAGUGGAAGUGGAUGAGGAGCAACUCACUGAACCAAUGAUCCAGAACCUUGUGAAGCACCUACCUGAACAAGAGCAGCUGAACGCCUUGGCCAAGUUUAAAAACGAGUACGCCAAUUUGUCAGAGCCUGAGCAGUUUGGGGUUGUGAUGAGCAGUGUGAAGCGGCUGCGUCCUCGUCUCAGCAACAUUCUCUUCCGGCUGCAGUUUGAGGAGCAGGUUAACAACAUCCGUCCAGACAUCCUGGCAGUGAACGCUGCGUGUGACGAGGUCAGGAAGAGCCGCUCUUUCGGACGCUUGCUGGAGCUGGUUCUGCUGCUGGGAAAUUACAUGAAUGCAGGCUCUCGCAACGCCCAAUCAUAUGGCUUCGACCUCAGCUCCCUCUGCAAGCUAAAGGAUACUAAGUCAGCGGACCAAACAACCACAUUACUCCAUUUCCUGGCGCAAGUAUGUGAGGAGGAGUUUCCAGAUGCGAUCUCGUUUGUUGAAGACCUGGACCAUGUAGACCGAUCUAGCAGAGUGUCUGCAGAGAAUCUGGAAAAGAGCCUCAGGCAGAUGGAGAGGCAGCUGCUGCAGCUGGAGAGAGACCUGGAGACUUUCUCCUCCCCCGAUGACCCCAACGACAUGUUCUUCACUAAAAUGGCUAGCUUCGGAAAGGUUGCCAGGGAGCAGUAUGACAAGCUGGUGAUAAUGCACGGCAACAUGGAGACGCUGUAUCACAACAUGCUGGAGUACUUUGCCAUUGAUCCCAAGAAGACCUCUGUGGAGGAGCUGUUCACUGAUCUCAGCAACUUCCGUGCCAUGUUCACUCAAGCUCUAAAGGAUAACCUGAAGCGGAGAGAAACGGAGGAGAAGCAGAGGAGAGCACGUGCAGCGAAGGAGAAAGCUGAGCGUGAGAAGCAAGAGAGACAGCAGAAGAAGAGGAGGCUGCUGGAAGUCAAUGGAGAGAAUGAUGAGACAGGUGUGAUGGAUAGUUUGCUGGAAGCCCUACAGUCAGGAGCUGCAUUCAGAGACCGCAGGAAGAGAGCACCAAGACCCAGAGAUAACCAGCAGAAGACAAUCAGCCCCAGCUCCUUCCGCCAGGUUCUCAGGCCUGUUAACCAUGAAAACAACAAGGUACCUUUACAAAGGUCUCGCUCUCGGCAGAAUAUGAAUUUAGGUUCAGCGGUGAUGAAAGCUCCCCCUCCCAAGGAGGCCCACAAUGACUCUGAGGGUCAUCCGUCUUCGGCCCGGGCGAAGGAGGCGGGCCGCAGGUACAGGAACAACCCGGCUCCGAGCCACUGGCUGAGCAGGGAGAGGGCGGGUGACAGAGAGACGGUGAGGAGCACUGAGAAAGAGAUGGAGGUGGAGAAAGAGCUUCCGUCCCUUCUGCUGUCCUCCACUGUUCCUGCGGUGAACAGCUGUAGCUCCAACGGAGAGUCCGAUGUGGAGGCUCUCCUGGCCAAACUCAGGGCCUUGUGAGGUUUGUUUUCACAUUAGCUCUGAAUUGGCAAAUAUGUACAGCUGUUUGUACCUGCAGAUAUUAACAUACUGAAUGUGACCAAAAAGAUUAAACUUCAUAAAGUCAUCAAAAAAGCAGAACAUUUAGUAAUAAAGAUUAUGAAGGAUUUAUGAGGUGUAAAGUAGCAGGGCAAAUCAUUUAAGAUUUAGAUUCACUGUAGCUAACCAAACAAAGAUACUUUUUAAGAGCUUCAUAGAACAUAUGUUUGUAUAAAAAUACCAUUUGAGGACCAAGCUUUUAACACUUAGACAUCAAUCACUCAGUUGUUCAAGCUCAGAUAGAUGGUCAAACAGAAGGACACUUCAAAUAGAUAAUAUAUUACAAAAGUUGUGAUCGAAUAAAAACACUCUCGAACCUGAUCCUGUAAAGUGCACUACCCAAAGCUCUUGGCUAUCAUUUAUAUCUUCCUUAAAAGUUGAAUAAAACUUCAUACUCAGAAAGUAAAACAUGCGACAUAGCUAAGCACUUAUUUUGUAAUCCAGAACUAUGCAAUUUCCCAAAUAAAUUACAGCUGAUUCCUAAAAAUGCUAAUGAACCUUUAUCCUAUUAUCUUGUCUUACCUUUAGUUUAGUUUACGAUGUAUGUUACACUUAAAAAACGUAAAGCUAAUUUCUGCUUUUAUUACUUUCAUUAUUGAAUUAUUAUCCUCUCUCAUUUUGUGUUCUUGUGUGAGUCCUUUCCAUCCUGUGAUGGGGUGUCUUUUAUAUUCAAAGCAUUGAUCGCAUUGUUUGUAUUAUCUAAAAAUAAAAAAUCCCAAAAAUAUGUAUUCUAUAAAACUAUAAAUAUAAAAACACAAAAGAUGCAAGUAAUGACAUAUGGUUGUAUUACAGUAUGUGUUACAGUUUUAAGAAGUUGGUUUUGAUUGAACUAUAUCUGUCUCUGUCAUUGAUCGUGAGAACAUCUCAGUGAGAAAAGUCUGCAGAAAGGGAACAGUAUCGGAGAGUGUUUUGUUCACAAUGUGGCACGAAAAAAACAAGUUAUUCCAUCCAAAAUGUAACCAGAAUUGAUGCUGCUUUUUCUCUCCUACAUUCCCACCAAAAUGACUCACAUUUGUACCUUUUAUUUGCUCACUUUUAUAGUCCCAUUUGCAAUAAACUGAAGAAAGAAACAUUU